UAGGGGAAAAGAUGGUUUCGUCUCGGCCCGCUUCAAUACUGCUACUUACCCCGGGGUACACUUCCCCGGGAGGCAGUGAGAUAGACCGAUGAUGUGACUUCUGAUCAAAACCAAUUGCGUUGAUUUCGUUACUAGGGUCUAUCCUCACUCAUUUCUAGCUCAAGAUGGGAGCCUACCGUUACGUGCAGGAGUUGUACCGCAAGAAGCAGAGCGAUGUGAUGCGCUACCUGCUGCGUGUCCGCGUCUGGCAAUACCGCCAGCUGACCAAGUUCCACCGCGCCCCCAGGCCAUCUCGCCCAGACAAGGCCCGUCGUCUUGGAUACAAGGCCAAGCAGGGAUUCUCGAUCUUCCGUAUUCGGGUGCGCCGUGGUGGCCGCAAGCGCCCAGUCGCCAAGGGAUGCACCUACGGCAAGCCCAAGAGCCAUGGUGUCAACGAGCUGAAGCCAUACCGCUGUCUACAGUCCGUUGCUGAGGAACGUGUCGGCCGUCGCGUUGGAGGUCUGCGUGUGUUGAACUCCUACUGGGUGGCCCAGGAUGCCGCCUACAAAUACUUCGAGGUCAUCAUGGUCGAUACCGCCCACAACGCCAUCCGUCGUGACGCCAAGGUCAACUGGAUCACAAGGGCCGUGCACAAGCACCGUGAACUGCGCGGUCUCACCUCGGCUGGCAAGAGCAGCCGUGGACUGGGCAAAGGCUACCGCUACGCUCAGACCAUUGGAGGAUCCCGACGGGCGUGCUGGCGCCGUCGCAACCGUCUGCACAUGCGCCGUUACCGUUAAGCGUGUGGUUGUUGCUGAGGCUGCUGCCGCGGCCUAGUAAUUACUUCCGUAAUAUAAUGUGCAAAUGGAAACUGUUUGUAUAUAAUCAUAACAAUAUACAAAAAUCUCUAAAAUCUACAA
Messenger RNA from Armigeres subalbatus, 899 nucleotides. It is a transcript of the gene RpL15, whose product is annotated as large ribosomal subunit protein eL15. Gene Ontology annotation, molecular function: structural constituent of ribosome; RNA binding. The record is from RefSeq and is a predicted model, not a curated record. Lineage: Eukaryota; Metazoa; Arthropoda; Insecta; Diptera; Culicidae. Gene Ontology annotation, biological process: cytoplasmic translation. The transcript has 2 exons. Gene Ontology annotation, cellular component: cytosolic large ribosomal subunit; ribosome. Bases 165 to 779 code for a protein of 204 amino acids.